Messenger RNA from Mixia osmundae IAM 14324, 1065 nucleotides. RefSeq lists its product as uncharacterized. Gene Ontology annotation, biological process: nucleotide-excision repair; DNA replication; double-strand break repair via homologous recombination. Gene Ontology annotation, cellular component: DNA replication factor A complex; chromosome, telomeric region; site of double-strand break. Bases 54 to 812 code for a protein of 252 amino acids. The transcript is spliced from 6 exons. The record is from RefSeq and is a predicted model, not a curated record. NCBI's taxonomy places the organism in Eukaryota, Fungi, Basidiomycota, Mixiomycetes, Mixiales, Mixiaceae.
ACGACGCGACACGCGACGACUCCCUGCAGCCCUGCGAGCUCGAGAUCGACGAGAUGAGCGGUGCCUACGGCGGUGGCGGCGGCUUCGUCAACGACGGCUCACAGACUUCGCCAGGGGGUGCAAAAAAAGGAGAUGGUCACUGCACGCCCGUCACGCUCGCCAUGGUCACUUCAGCCGAGCAGGGACACGCUGAAGCACCCUAUACGUACGAUGGCGUGGAGAUUGGCAAUGUGGAAGUGAUCGCCUUGGUGGAGGAUCUGAAUGCAGCUUCGACGAAUGCCACGCUAUCGCUUGAUGACGGCACUGGCAGAGCGGACGCGAGAGUCUGGCUCGAGAAUGGGGCAGAGAGCUCCUACCAGCUAGAAGGGAUCGAGAAAGGUACGACCGUACACGUCAUUGGAGGCCUCAAAGACUUCAACAGCAAGCGCUCGAUCAACAUCGUUCACGUCAGACCUGUUCAUGAUCCCAACGAAGAGGCCUACCAUCGGUUGCGCGUCGCUCAUCUCCAAUUGCAGCGGAAGAGACCUACUGGCGCACGAACAGGGCCAGGCGCGAAUGCAUACAGAGCAGCAGGCAUCAUUGACGGCGACGAGGCAGCUUUCGCAAGUCUCACGGCAAAAGGCAAAAAGAUUAUGCUCUACCUCAAGGAACUCAAGGACAGCGGAGCCAUCGGCGGCGGCGGUGUUGCUGAAGAGCAAUUAGCUCGACAGACUGGCAUAUCCUUACAAGACGUAAAGGCCGAAGCUAUAUCACUUUCGGACGAUGGUCAGAUUUUCGAAAUGGACGAGGGCUUCUGGGCUCCCGCUCUUUGAGUACCGAUGCCACGCGAAUGCAUUGUUGUGCCAACAUCAUCGCCGUCUCACGCGAUUCGUGAGCGCAUUCGCAAGCGACCUGAAAGCAUCUGCUUGUGCAUCGCGCAGAGCUGGCCCGAUCUCGUUGACGAACCUGUCCUUGAGCUGUAGGGCGCUUGUCAGAUCGAUCACAAGAUUUCAGGGCAAGCCAACUCACGACGGAAUCAUGAGCGAGAUCAUACUGCGAUAGUGGCUUGAGCGAGUCGAUCCCACC